GACGAUGACCCUGAAAAACAAGUAGCAAAAAAGGGAAAAGGUCCCAUCAAAGCUAAGGACACUGAAAAGAAGAAUCGGUCAAAGAAAGAAAAGCUAUCCGAAAAUUCAGAUGUUACACCAGGCAAUGCAAAGAAAAAGAAGAAGAUUGAGAAAGAAAAGGAGAUUGUACAUAACAAAGAACUUGCACAUGUUGCAGACAUGCUAAUGGCAUCGAGAAUGGAGCUGCCUGGAUCAUCAUCAUCACAGAGUCCAACAGAAAAGAAUUCCACUCCCUUAACACCAUCAACUUUUCCUGGAUCAUCAUCAUCACAGAGUCCAACAGAAAAGAAUUCCACUCCCUUAACACCAUCAACUUUUCCUGGAUCAUCAUCAUCACAGAGUCCAACAGAAAAGAAUUCCACUCCCUUAACACCAUCAACUUUUCCUGGAUCAUCAUCAUCACAAAGUCCAACAGAAAAGAAUUCCACUCCUUUAACACCAUCAACUUUUCCUCGAUCAUCAUCAUCACAAAGUCCAACAGAAAAGAAUUCCACUCCUUUAAAAUCAUCAACUUUUCCUCGAUCAUCAUCAUCACAAAGUCCAACAGAAAAGAAUUCCACUCCCUUAACACCAUCAACAUCUACUGGAUCAUCAUCAGGCACUUCACUCCCAACUCCACAGGCCCCAUCCGAAAAAAUUACAUCCACACAGACUUCAUCCACUUCGCAAUAUGAGACAUCUACAUCACCUGCAUCCUCAAUUCAUACGACAUUUUCACAACCUUAUACACCCUCAUACUCAGACAUAUCAGCACCAUCACCAGCCAGUACAAGAACUCUGCUCGGGGAAGCUGUGUCUAUGGCUGUAGACAUGGAUGGGCCUCCAUAUUUCGCCAGACCAACCCCACAUUAUCCAACUCCAUGUCAAAAUUGUGAACAGUUGCGUCUGGCAAAUGAAAAUCUACAACGUCAGAUGUAUGAAGUGCAGCAAAACUGUUACUCAUUAAACACAAGACUAUAUCAGGUAGAGCAAUUUGUGUUCCAACAGCAGCAGCAACAUAAUGUCAGUGGGCCACUUCUGAGUGGGAGACCUCCCAUAUCACAUGACGCAGCACAAGAGGAUCAGCAUCAAGUGGAGUCCUUAUACAAUGGAUUUACGAAGGCUCAACUGGUUCAUGACCUUCCAGGUAAGGGCUGGAAAGGGGACGCAAAAUGGCUCCUCAGAAGAAUGUUCACGUUUGAAGAAUUAAAAGGACAUUCCAUAACGGGCCAUCAUGGAGCCAGCAAGAAAAAUGGGAAGGUGCGUCCCCCUCUGGACGACCAACAUAAGCUCAAGGUCCUUUAUGAUAUCAUAAUGGAGAAAUACCCAGGGAGACUGAUAACAGAUAUAAAUAUAGUUUUGGCUGACAUCGUCAAGCCUUCAGCCCCUGGGAUGUCCGAUUAGAGCUGGGUCAUUGGCCAUUACUGAGGCAUACAGCAAUGGGAUGAUUUCUUUGCAUAUUUUGAAAUAUAAUUUAUACCGUAAUUACAUUGUUCGAGGAUACUUCAAUUGGACCUUUAUUUGUGUUUAUUUUAGUGAACGUUUUCAGUGAUCGCAAUUUUUAGGGAGUUCAAGGACAUGCAAGUUGAAGGAUUUUCUAUAAAAAAUGAUUUGAGGAAUUUCAUCAAUAAGUGUCUUGCAAAUUAUGGAGUGUGAAAAUAAUUUUUGGUGUCAAUUGUGUCCCAGAUGUGGAAACUAUUACCUUACCAUACAUGUGACCUCCAAGAACGGUGAACAUAAUCUUCAUUCUUGUGGAUUUUUUAGAAGUAGGAUUAAAAUUGUCACUGGCCAGUAGAGAUUACAUAUUAGAAAUUAUUGUUGAAAUACUAAACAAUAAGAAUUAGAAAAUCAGGAAAAAAAUUUUUUAAAGGGAAUUGUUUUGGCUCACGUAAGCCAAAGAGUCUGAUCUAAGUGUUGAUGUCUGUUUGCCCUUCUGUAUUCUGGAUUUUGACUGUAAACUUGUCACAUUUAUGACUUAUUUUUAAAUCUAAAUUUGUGACAAAGCAUCCUUCAUUAUUUUGGAAAUGGAAAUUUAAAUUUGUUUACCUGAAGGACCACACCCCUUUUUAACGGAUGUUUAACAUCACAAUUCCUCAGUUAAUUUAAAGUACAAUUUAGUUAUUAAAUUGAUUUUAAAUAGCUUUUAAGUUUUUACACUCAGGUGGGUGACAUGGCCCAUGGAGGUCUUGUUUGUUAUAUAUUGUUCAUGUGUAUUCAAUUUAGAAAAAGAAUCAUGUUGAAGCCAAAUAAUCUAUAUUUUU
Molecule: messenger RNA, 2279 nt
Organism: Saccostrea cuccullata (small rock oyster)
Lineage: Eukaryota; Metazoa; Mollusca; Bivalvia; Ostreida; Ostreidae
Exons: 9
Molecular function (GO): DNA binding
Source: RefSeq, a predicted model, not a curated record